Molecule: messenger RNA, 2613 nt
Organism: Megalops cyprinoides (Indo-Pacific tarpon)
Lineage: Eukaryota; Metazoa; Chordata; Actinopteri; Elopiformes; Megalopidae
Product: calcium-activated chloride channel regulator 1-like
Exons: 16
Coding region: 1-2613 (870 amino acids)
Source: RefSeq, a predicted model, not a curated record
AUGAUUGCCUCAAGAUCUGCCUCUGGGAUCAAACUGGAUGGAAAUGGAUACACAAACAUUCUCUUUGCCAUCAACCCAGCUGUGCCUGAAGAUCCUCAGCUCAUUGAAAGAAUCAAGGACAUGGUCACUGAAUCUUCACAAUACCUCUUUAAAGUUUCCCAUAGCAGAUUUUACUUCAAAAGGGUUAAAAUAUUAGUUCCCCCUAAAUGGUCAAAGGGACAGUAUUCUAGAGGACGGACAGAAACAUAUGACAAGGCAAACAUAAUUAUUGAUGAACCAAACCCAUUACAUGGAAAUGAUCCAUACACUGCACAACAUGGCGGAUGUGGAGAACCAGGAAGAUAUAUUCAUUUAACCCCAAGCUUCCUGUUAGAUGACAAUCUCAUGCAAGCAUAUGGACCACGAGGUAGAGUCUUUGUCCAUGAAUGGGCGCAUCUCCGAUGGGGUGUCUAUGAUGAAUAUGAUAAGGAGAAACCAUUCUACAUGUCAGGAGACAUUAUUGAAGCAACAAGAUGUCCCAAAACCAUCACAGGUAGUGUGGCUUUUGCCUCCAAACCACACAACUCUAUGAAAUCUUGCCCUCUUGACAACAAUACUGGUCUGCCUACAGUGGACUGUGCAUUCUACCCUGCCAUGCAUCAAAAUGCACCAGCAUCUGUAAUGUACCUUCCAGGUUUAGAUCCUACCGGGUUCUGUGAUGAAACCAGUCACAAUACAGAGGCACCAAACAAGCAAAACCGAAUAUGCAACUACAGAAGUGUUCAGGAGGUGAUUGAUCUGUCUGAAGACUUCAAAAGAUCUGUACCAAUGGAAACUUCCACUCCUCCAGAGACAAAGUUCACAGUGUUAAAGAGGAGCAGACGGGUCGUCUGCCUUGUCCUGGAUGUGUCAGGAAGCAUGUCUGGUGAUAGAAUAUUAAGACAACGACAAACUGCUUCAAUUUUCCUACGGAGGACAAUUGAGGAGAAGUCCUUCGUUGGCAUUGUAACAUUUACCAAUACUGCUGAGAUCCAUGAACAUCUGACCUUGAUCAAUGGUGAAACAACAAGAGAGGCUCUUGUACUUCGUAAUGAUAAUGGAGACACAACAGGGGAUGAAAUUAUUUUCCUAACUGAUGGAGAGUCUGAAAUAACCUGCUUCGAAAGGGUUGCUCAGAGUGGUGCUAUUGUGCAGACAAUUGCUCUUGGCCCUUCUCCAAAUGCAAUUCUACAAACCAUGUCUGAAAUCUCAGGAGGAAAAUAUUUUGUAGCCAGUGAAAGGUUGGAUACCAUUGAACUUCUGGAUGUCUUUGCAUCACUUACAACAUCUGAUGGUGAUCUUACACGACAGACAAUUCAGCUUGAGAGCGCCGGGGAGAGAACAGAUGGAAAUGGCUUGUUCAAUGGGAUUGUUUCUGUUGAUAAAACCGUUGGAAAUCAUACUACAUUUUUGGUUAUUUAUGAAAAAAACCCACCCAACAUCAUGAUAAUCAGCCCAAGCGGAACUCCCUAUCAAAUAUCAAAUUUCAAACACGAUGCCACCGAAAAAGUGCUGUCUCUGGAGAUUCCAGGAACGGCUGAGACAGGAGAUUGGGAGUACAGCCUCCAUAACACAAUGACAAGUCCUCAGUCACUGACGAUGACAGUGACCAGUCGUGCUGCCAGAGCAGAUGUUGCUCCUGUCACAGUUAAGGCCCACAUGAGCCAGCAGUCCAGUGAUGGAAGCAAACCCAUGGCAGUGUUUGCAGAGGUGAAUCAGAAAGGAGUCCCUGUGACUCUGGCAGAUGUAUGGGCCACAAUUGUAUCAAGUACUGGAGACAAAGAAGAGCUACAGCUUCUGGAUAAUGGCGCAGGAGCUGAUAUUCAGAAACAUGAUGGCAUCUACUCUAGAUAUUUUACCAACUUGAAAGAUGGAAAGCAUAACCUGAAGGUGCGAGUAAAGGGGCGAGAGCACAAAGCCACAGCCAACACCGCGCAAAGCCGUGCAAUGUACUUACCUGGAUAUGUGAUUGAUGGAGAGGUGAAACUGAACCCACCGAAGCCUACAGUCAGUGCAGACAACCUGCAGGUGGAUGUGGGCAACUUCAGCAGGACAGCUAUAGGGGAGAGCUUCAUUGUCUCUCUCCCUCCGGGUGUACCCCCUCCAAAAUUCCCUCCCAGUAAAAUCACAGAUCUGACUGCAAAAAUAGAGGAGGACCAGGUGUUCCUUAAUUGGACUGCUCCUGGGGAAGAUUUAGACCAGGGAACAGCCACAGCCUAUGAGAUUCGUAUGAGUGAAGACUUUGAGCUACUCAGGACCAAUUUCAGUGAUGCACAGUUGAUCAACACUUCUGGCCUCCCACCACAAGAGGCAGGCUCUAUGGAGGGCUUCUCAUUUAUUUUAGAUGGUAUCACCAUGAAAAAUGGAACAGUCUUAUUCUUUGCUAUAAAAGCUGAAGAUAAGCAUUAUUUAAAAUCAGAGGUCUCUAAUAUUGCCCAAGCAUCAAAGAUUGUGGAGUCAGACAUUGUGGAGACUCUUGUGGAGGAUGCAAAUAUUACCACUCCUAUGAGGGCGCUGAUGCAGAUGACCGACCAGGGUCUUCUCCUGGGGCUGGCCUUUCCACCCCCAGAGCAGGGGCCCUCAUGCCGUGGUUGA